This is a messenger RNA of Physcomitrium patens, 2965 nucleotides long. RefSeq names its product protein CYPRO4. Gene Ontology annotation, molecular function: protein binding. The record is from RefSeq and is a predicted model, not a curated record. NCBI's taxonomy places the organism in Eukaryota, Viridiplantae, Streptophyta, Bryopsida, Funariales, Funariaceae. Gene Ontology annotation, cellular component: nucleus; cytoplasm.
GAAUCGCCCACCACCAGGCUAUUCCGCUCGUCGAUCGAAAGCUGACAAACCAAGCAACAGCAAGCCUACGAAGCUACAAUGAGAGAUGGAGUGCGAGUUCGUUUUGGCAGUGCUACGAGAAACCACGCCCUCCUCCUCUCUCCUUGUCCUCAUUCUUCUUCACCGAGCUGAACCAUGGCGGCCACUUGCCCAUCCUGGAGGCACUGGUUCCGAUCAGCUGUGAGCGAUUUCGAAAUUGGGUCAUUCUUCACAUCUUGCAUCAACACACUGCAUCUAUUGGUGGAUAAAUCUAGUUUGUUUGUUAGUUUGUUUGUAUGUUUGUUGUUUGAACCGUAUGGGAUGUACUCUUCGUUGGAAAAUUAAUGGAAAAUACAACACAACAUCAUGUCUUAAUAUAGACUUGGGUUAGAUAGAAUAACAGAAUGUAAUAAUAAUCAUUUCGCGUGAACUUCACCGACAUUAACUUCGGUAGUGAUCAAAAUGUUUACAUCGAAUUCUUCUUUUUACUGAAAAUCCACGUCGAUUCGUAUACGUAUGCUGUAUACGGGCGAGAGGCGUGUGAGCGUGCCGUAUAUUCGUGUGCAGCACAGCUUUUCCCGCCUGCGGCCACAGGAUCGGCGGAAAUCAAAGGAAGCAUCGCCAUCCUGCUGCGCAUUUGAAUUCCUGGGUUUGGUGGCGCAGAUUUUCUUGGUGUCCUCUACGAAUUCGGAUCACCUGCGAUGACCUUUUCAAUCGUGUCUGGCUUUGCAGUUUUUCAAAUACUUGCGCUCCGGCCCCGCAAGCUUUGCCUCGUUUGACAAGCAGGAUGGGAACUACAGCUAGUCGUGAUGGACGCUUGGAAUCUGAUUCCGAGGAUGAUGGACUCGAUUCUCCUCAGAGUCCAUCAUCCGAGAGAAGUUUUCAUGACUCCGAAGUGGGGACUCCAGCUCCCGCACCGCGAAGAGAUUCCUCGGAUUUCUCGACCCCUGACGCCACUAUUUCUCUCAGAAUGGGUUCACUCACUCUGGAUGGGCCUGCAUCAGUGUCAGGUUUGAGGAAGGCCAAGUUGUACCAAUACAUCCAAGGAAAGUGGCUCACAGCUGCUAAGAGUGUGGGUUGGCAGUUUGUUAAAGAAGAGGAUGGUGAUGACGAAGAGGAUGAAGAGGAUGAAGAGUGGAGAAGCUCUACCGUGGGACACAAAAAUUACUCAUUCUGGAUGUUUGAGGUGGGUGGUGCCAGAGCUAGAGUCGAUGAUCGUCUACAGAUGCAUUUCUACGAGGAUCAAAUGCGUGUGGAUUUUGUGGCAAAAGGUGUGUGGGCCUUAAAGUUUCCGAUCAAGGAACAAUUCCGAGCCUGUUCUAUAGAGUACGAAGAUGCUAAGUUCGAAAAUACAUAUUUCUUGGAACCAACUGAAGCAAACAAAGUGAAAGUCUUUGGAAAAGACUUCUUGGGCUGGGUGUCUGGUAAGGAGGAAGAUGACUCUGUUUGGAUGGAUGCCGAAGAUGUGAUACCAACACCUUCGAAGACAAAAGAGCUCAGGGAGACUCUGAAGACACCCUCAAAAACAGCUAUUCAAAGCUUAGCAAUGGGUGGCAUGGAUCACAGUUUUCUGGUCAACGAUUAUGGUCUGGAUGUGCUGACUAACCGAUCAACCGGUCUGGAGGGUACAGGGAUUACUAUUCGUUUCCAGGACGGAGGGAGACCUGUUAUUGGAAGCUCUGCCUUCCGAACUCCAAAGAAGGGGAUGCUCAUUAGAGGGGAGAGCAAUAUGAUGCUGAUUAGUCCAUCCAAGGACGGGAAAGCCAACGCUGGUGGUGUUAGCCAGCUCGACAUUGGAACAGGGAAGAUGGUUGCAGAAUGGAAGUUUGAAAAGGAUGGAACCCCCAUCUCAAUGAUGGAUGUCACCAAUGAUAGCAAGGGCGCACAAUUGUACAGUAAUGGCUCUACCUUUCUUGGGUUAGAUAACAACAGACUCUGCAGGUGGGAUAUGAGGGAUUCUCAAGGAAUUGUUCAGCAGCUUGCCAGUCCUGCCGCUCUGACUUGGACAGAGGGCCACCAGUUCUCCAGAGGAACUAAUUUUAGCUGCUUUGCAACAUCCGGAGAUGGCAGCGUGGUUGUUGGAUCUAAAGAUGGCAAAGUGAGGCUGUAUAGCACCACCAGCAUGAGAAUGGCUAAAACCGCCUUUCCUGGUUUGGGGUCUCCAAUUACACAUGUUGAUGUUACAUAUGAUGGUAAAUGGGUGUUAGCUACCACCGACACGUACUUGAUCCUAAUCAGUACAGUUUUUAGAGACAAGGAUGGUAGGAUGAAGACUGGAUUUUCUGGUCGUAUGGGCGGUAAGAUUGGUGCACCAAGGUUGUUAAAGCUCCGGGCAUUUGAUGCACAUCGGGAUGGCAAGCAACAAAAACUCCACGGUGGAAAAUUUUCUUGGGUCACAGAGGAGGGCAAGCAAGAGCGGUAUUUGGUAGUUUCGGCUGGAACUUUCACGGUCGUUUGGAAUUUUGAUAUUGUGAAGGACAGCACGCAUGAUUGCUACAAGCAUCAAACAGGUUUGAAAAGCUGUUAUUGCUACGAGGUUGUUGCAAAACCGGAGUCUAUUGUGCAGAGCACGUUCAUGCACGAAAAGUUCCUCGACGAUUCAGGAGAAGCUCCUCUGGUAGUAGCUACUCGACAGGAAUUGAGUUCAUUCAACCUUUGAACUGUAGGCAGAUUUUCAAUGAUUCAUUCGACGUGGAGAACAUGUACAAAGUUUAGUAAUCACUUUACUGGAGUGUUCUUCUUUUGUCCAGUUUUAGGAAGUAGCGUGAAUGUCUAUAGCUUUGAUCUUUGACAAUCGCUAAAUCAAUUCUGAUCAUCUUUGAUAUUGCAAGGCUUACCACUACUUCAUUUGUAAUUGGGAAGAAGAGUGAGCUAUUUGUGGAAUAUUUGUCUCCAAGCCGCAGUCAUGAUUUUUUCACUUGAAAUAAAUAGGUUUUUGAAUUUUAAA